AUUUUCUGACAUUCUUUUGCAGAGCAGAGAGGCAGUGAGCUCAGCUGCAGGGAGACAGAGUAUAAAUCCAGCUCAGAUACUCACCAGGAAAAGCUGGGACAGAAGAAGAAGUUGUUUCUUUUUUCAUGUCUCCUGUGAGCUUUUAAAAGUGGAGGAUCCUGAGUUCGUUCCAAAUCUGCCUGGAAAUCACCUGGAAAGCUUGUACUUUCUAACAACGGGUUACUGGAGAAGCAUCCUCCUGUUCUUCCUCUCUACAUGUCCCUUACUGGUGACAGAUUCCAAACUUCUGACUGCUUAAAUCCAGAGUUUGGAAGUUCCAGAUUAUAGAGUUGCAACAGCAUACAAAGAGACCCUGGCUCCUGUAAAGAUGGCUGACGUGGUGCAGCCAGACGCCAACAGCUUGCAGAUACCCAGUGAUCAUUUUUCGGCCCCUUCGUCGCCUGCCACAGCUAGAAAUGACUGCAGCAUCACACCACUCACACCCUCACCCUCGCCGAGGGUGGAGGUCAGACCCAGGAUGGCCUGUCCAUUCUCUGUUGUUGUGGCGAUAGACUUCGGGACGACUUCAAGUGGCUACGCUUUCAGCUUCACGCAGGACUCAGAGGCCAUACACAUGAUGAAGCGGUGGGAGGGCGGUGACCCUGGGGUGGCCAAUCAGAAGAGCCCAACAUGUCUACUGUUGACUCCAGAAUUGAGAUUCCAUAGUUUUGGGUUUGCUGCCCGGGAUUUCUACCAUGACCUGGAUCCAGAGGAGGCCCGGCAUUGGCUCUACUUUGAUAAGUUCAAGAUGAAGAUUCACAGUACAAGUGACCUCACUAUGGAGACAGAGCUGGAGGCAGUCAACGGUCGCAGAGUCAGGGCCAUCAAGGUUUUUGCUCAUGCCCUGCACUUCUUCAGGGAACAUGCUCUGAAGGAGGUGAAAGACCAGUCAUCAUCAGUGCUGGAGGGAGAUGAGAUCAGAUGGGUAAUUACUGUCCCAGCUGUGUGGAGACAACCUGCCAAACAGUUCAUGAGAGAGGCUGCAUACCUGGCUGGUCUGGUGUCCUCAGACUGUCCCGAGCAGCUUCUCAUCGCUCUGGAACCUGAAGCUGCAUCCAUUUACUGCCGUAAGCUCCGCCUCCAUCAGGUGAUUGACCUGAGCUCUCAGCCAUUCACAAAUGGUCUUGAUGUGGAAGGCUCCAGACCCUUUGACUCCAGCUUCAGACAAGCUCGGGAGCAAUUGAGGCGAUCCAGACACAGCAGGACCUUCAUGGUGGAGAGUGGAACUGGAGAGCUGUGGUCAGAGCUACAGACUGGUGACAGGUACAUUGUUGCUGACUGUGGAGGAGGAACAGUUGACCUGACGGUCCAUCAGAUUGAGCAGCCACAGGGAACGCUUAAAGAGCUCUACAAGGCCUCGGGUGGUCCACAUGGUGCUGUCGGUGUUGAUUUGGCCUUCAAAGCCAUGCUGUGUCAGAUCUUUGGCGAGGACUUUGUUCAGAGCUUUAAAGCCAAGCGUCCCGCAGCCUGGGUGGACCUCACCAUCGCAUUUGAGGCGAGGAAACGGACAGCGGCACCAGGCAGGGCCAACGCCCUCAACAUCUCCCUGCCCUUCUCUUUCAUCGACUUCUACAAGAGACACAGAGGGCAGAGUGUGGAGGCUGCCCUCAGGAGGAGCAAUAUGAACAUAGUGAAGUGGUCAUCCCAGGGCAUGCUGCGACUGACACAAGAAGCCAUGAAUGAGCUUUUCCAGCCCACCAUCACCAAUAUUGUCAAACACAUUGAGGAACUAAUAGCAAAGCCAGAGGUGCAUGGUGUGCGUUUCCUUUUCCUGGUCGGAGGUUUUGCAGAGUCCCCCAUGCUGCAGAAAGCAGUCCAGAAAGCUCUGGGGCGGACAUGUCGCAUUAUCAUCCCUCACGAUGUUGGACUGACAAUACUAAAGGGUGCUGUGCUGUUUGGACUGGAUCCCACUGUGGUCAGAGUGCGUCGAUGUCCUCUCACUUAUGGAGUUGGAGUCUUGAACCGCUUCCUUGAGGGGCGCCACCCUCGUGACAAACUUCUAAUCAAGGAUGGUCGUGAGUGGUGCACCGACAUCCUGGACCGCUUUGUCUCUGUUGACCAGUCUGUGGCUCUUGGUGAAGUUGUGAGGCGUAGUUACACACCCGCUCGUGUGGGCCAGCGUAAGAUCAUCAUCAACAUCUACUGCAGCGCCACAGACGACAUCAUAUACAUCUCAGACCCCGGAGUCAGGAAGUGCGGGACAAUUACUUUAGACUUACCAGAACCAUUACCACUACCAGGAGCAGUGGGUGGAGCAGGCGGAGGAGGGGUCCCUGAGAGAAGAGAAAUCAGAGCGACCAUGCAGUUUGGAGACACUGAGAUCAAAGUCACAGCUGUUGACGUCAUGUCUAACCGCACAGUCCGGGCCUCCAUAGACUUCCUGUCUAACUGAGGAGGAGCAGGAAGUGAACAUUUGGACUUGAAAACACAGAAAUAAUUGAUUUCAAGGGAUGACAAUCAGAAGAAAAAAGCGGUACUUUGGGAGUGGGACGUUUAUUUUGGAACUAACAGGACUUCACAUCCUGAAAACCAGACAUGUAUGCUGUACUUGUACUCAUUAGAGUAGAAACAAUCAAGGGUAACUUUGAAACUCUUAAACCUGGUUCUCACUUUACCUAGUAUCUCCUCAACUGAAGCGUAGGGAAUGGGCCAAGACUUUCCAUCCAAAGAAAUGCACAGACACCUGUAUAAACUCUCUGAUAGUAUACAAUCAGGAGGCUAAAAAAGACACAAUCAAUCAAUCAACCUUUAUUUGUAUAGCGCCAAAUCACAAUAAACGUUAUCUCAAGACGAUUUCACAAACAUAGCAGGUCUAGACCGUACUCUAUGUUAACUUAUUAACAAAGACUCAACUUCAAGACAGGAUUCGAUCCAGUCCCCUCUUACUGACAGGACUUGAUUUUAUCUCAUCUUAAUACACCAUGAGCAUUGCACCUCGCAGUAUUUAUCUAGUUACAGUGGCAAGGAAAAACUUCCUUUUAACAGGCAGAAACCCCGAGCAGAACCAGACUCAUGUUAGACAGACAUCUGCCUCGACCAAGUUGGGGUUGAAAAGAGGGAUAGAGGAGAAUAAGAGAGAGAGAGAUGAUAGUGAUGAGACAGAUAGUAGUAGUAGUUGUAGUAGCUGUUGCCGCUGGAGUCCGUAGCAGCUUGAGUCUGGAACGUCCACAGCAGCAGGACGUCUACGGCCGCUCAGAGGAACCUGCGAGAAAAGGGAGCUCAGUGACUCCAGAAAGGUCUAUGGUUAGUUCCUUUAAUGGGACAGGGAGAAUUCAAGUAAAUGAUUGGGGGAGACAGGAUCCCAGUGUGUCGGGGAGACAGCAUCCAGUGUGUCAGUGUGCCAGUUCCCCCGGCAGUCUAAGCCUAUAGGAGCAUAACUAAGAGCUGGUCCAAGCCUGAGUCAGCUCUAACUAUAAGCUUUAUCAAAAAGGAAAGUUUUAAGCCUAAUCUUAAAAGUAGAGAAGGUGUCUGCCUCCUGGACCCCGACUGGUAGAUUAUUCCAAAGGAGAUCAUCAUCAUGCCUUAUACUACCUAGAGUGUAAAUCACUCAUUUUAAUUUCCAGACUGUUGCUUGUUCCCUCAUGUAAGGAUUCACACAGGAAUAUCUCACUAAUUCUGUUAUACCUCAUUUUAAUCUUACGUCACUUCUCCAUGUAUGAGACUUUAAUAUGACUAACUGGAAUGCAGCUUCAUUUCUCUAAUGUGAAUAUGACUGUGCUUUAUCUAAUAGUGAAAAGCCUUAACUUAAUAGCAGCUUUCAGGAUGCAUCAAAUGCAUCCAAGUGUUGUGUGUUAGGAAUGAUUUGUGUUCCUCCCAUUGCAAAUCUUCAUCUUCAUCAGACUGUCAACUGUCUUUAAAGCCAGAAACGGGCCUUCUACCCAUUGGAACAAUAAGAAAUACAGCCCAUGUGGAGAUAAAGAUGGAGUACAAAGAAAAGCUACAAAAUAAAGGAAGGGCAUUAACUUGUAAACUGUAAUAAACUGUAUGAAUGUCUGCUUCAUUAAGUAAAAAAUGUUCAAAAGCUACA
Molecule: messenger RNA, 4066 nt
Organism: Notolabrus celidotus (New Zealand spotty)
Lineage: Eukaryota; Metazoa; Chordata; Actinopteri; Labriformes; Labridae
Gene: hspa12b
Product: heat shock protein 12B
Exons: 14
Coding region: 368-2431 (687 amino acids)
Source: RefSeq, a predicted model, not a curated record